Molecule: messenger RNA, 1515 nt
Organism: Spodoptera littoralis (African cotton leafworm)
Lineage: Eukaryota; Metazoa; Arthropoda; Insecta; Lepidoptera; Noctuidae
Source: the annotation of a GenBank genome assembly
AUGGAACAAAACCAACUUCAAAAUAUUACCGACCGCCCUAAACGUCGAAGAUGUCAGUCCCUAAACUCAUUAACAAGUGAAGACAAUGGCAUAGACCUGAUGAUUUACAAGCCAGAUACAAUUCAUCGCACAUAUAGUGACUCUUCAGUGGAACUGUGCAUGCACUGCGAUCAUGGGCGACUGAUGGACAGCGGUAUAUCAGACUCAGUGCGUUGUGAUCAUCAUGAACGUCUUAUUGACACUGGUAUAUCUGAUCGCAUGAUCAAUAAUGACAUGCUAGUUGUGAUGGAGCAGAAGAUUGAUCGGUUGAGUGAUAUGUUCCUGGAACAAUGCCGGCUGCUGACCGCAAUAAAGGAGGAGAUCCGCAGCUCCAAGCUGAUGCUCGAGAAGACAGAACUCGCCCACAACCAAAUAUUUGUUGAUAUAUUGAAGAAGGCUAUCGCGCAGAGAGUUGGAGCGGUGAGUGUCGAGGAGUGCAGCAAAGAUGAUGAUAGCACUGUGAACAGCCGCGCCAAGACAUUGCUGGAUGCCAUCGAGGCCAGGAAGGAGAUGUCGUUGGACAGCGAGAUCAGAGCCAGCCUUAUCAAAUUCCUGCAGAGUGAGAUCUUUUUAUUACAGGAACUGAAAGAACAGAUGGUGCGCGCUACCGCGGAGUCAGUCCGCGGCCUGAUAGGAGGCUGCUUCAGCCGGGACAUGUCCAAGCUGUACCUGCCCGUCCUCGAGAGGUCACACCGCAGACUUAUCGCACAUAUUCAUAUGAUUGUGGAACAGGCGUUUAUUGAACUGGAGGACAGAUCGUCAUCGCUGUUCAAGUCGGUUUACAAAACGUCUGGAGCCCUGCGGCGCGCGCUGGAGCGCCACCAAUGUCUGCUGGAGGCCACCUCCAACCCUGGACACAACAUGAUCAACACACUGCAGAGUACCGUUGAGGAACUCCUGCAAAAAGAGUUAAAGGACUGGCGUGUAAAAGUGACAGACUUGUUGUCAAGCCAUUUCCACUCGGAGACACUUGAGAGUAACGUGUCUGAUGGACUUCCGGACUCCGUGGACUUCGAACCGAUCACGCCACCACAACCGGCUGGCCGAGACGUCUCGGUCGUCGACCAGUUGAUGGAAGCAGCGCUAGUUAAUAAACUGAUCGAAGAUGGUGAUGUGAACGGUUCGUUCGAGCGGGCGCUCUCUGCCGGCGACCUGUCACUGGUGAUGGUGGCCUGUCGCGCCGUGGACCCUGGACAGGUAUUCGCAGCACCCUGCAGUCUGAAGCAGCAUGUCCUGAUGUCAUUAGUGCAGCAACUAGCCACUGAUAUGUUGCAUGAAACUCAGCUCAAAUGCAGAUUCUUAGAAGAUGCAAUAAUUAACUUGGAUAUGGCCAACCAGGACACGCGAACACAUCUGCCUCUCGUGGUCGGCGAGGUUCGAAAUCACUUGUCGAAGUUUCUGGUCGCAUACCCGAACCAUAUUGCUAGCAGAAGAAUCACCAUGAUAGUGAUGGCAGCUAAUAAUUUAUUAAAAUAA